Molecule: messenger RNA, 4247 nt
Organism: Numida meleagris (helmeted guineafowl)
Lineage: Eukaryota; Metazoa; Chordata; Aves; Galliformes; Numididae
Gene: C2CD2
Product: C2 calcium dependent domain containing 2
Exons: 14
Coding region: 98-2221 (707 amino acids)
Source: RefSeq, a predicted model, not a curated record
UGGGGCGCGUCCCCGUGCUGCCCGCCGGACGCGGCUGCCGGCUGGGCCCUGCGCGGGCUGCGGCUGCCGGGGCGGGGGGCUCCCAUUAUGGUCAGCCAUGGCCGGGCCGGCGGGCGGGCUGGCCGAGCUGCGGUGGUACGCGCUGGUCGCCCUCUUCGUGGCCGCGCUGGCCACGCUGGCCGUUUACCUGGUGCAGUACGCGCUGCUGGCCCUGCGGCGGAGGAGGAGGAGGCGGCGGUCCCCCCAGCAGCCCCCGGCGGCGCCGCGGGACGAGCUGCUGGAGGAAGGCGGCUCGGCGCUGGCCUGGGCGCUGUCGCUGGGCAGCUGGCGGCGGCAGUGGCGGCGGGCCUGGGUGGAGGCGCUGCGCGGCGAGGCGGCGGCGCGGGCGGACUCACAGCUGCUGACCUUUGAGGAAGAUGACCCAGAAGAACCACUUGAGCUCACAGUUAAACAAGUUGUUAGUGUGGUGAAGUCUGUUCAAGAGAAGGUGGUUUCUUGUAAUGCUGUGGGAGAUUCCAUUACAUUUGUUAUCAGCGUCUCAAGUUCUUCACCCACAGCUGCAGGAAGUCAGUCGUACAGCGUGAAACUAUCUCCGCUUCACUUGCAGCUUCACCUCUACGUGAAAGACAAAGGAGAUGAUGUCAAAGUGGAGUGGCUCCUCGUUAAUGUCGAUGAAACCAACUUUGAAAUCCAGCCAAUAGUGCAGGAGGGACAGGGAGAAGGGACUUGUGCAAUAUCUGAAACGCUCAGAGAUGUUUUGAAGAACCUCUUUAGUUCAGUUACUCCAUCUGUAGUGUUGAGUACGAGACCUACAGACAUAAAGGAGGUUCAGAAUGUACAGAACACGAGCGCUAUCCCUCAGGGCACCAGCCCGCCUAAACCUCCAAGGGCUCAUGAACUGAAACUGCUGGUAAAGAACAUCACGGUAAACCUCACUGAUCACAGUGCUGCAGGCAGCACAAACUUUGUGUGCAUAGCUCAGUUGAAUGACCCUAUGCAGAAGUUUUCCAGCUCCGUAGCCAAAAAUGCUGCAAAUCCCUUUUGGAAGGAAGAGUUUGUCUUUGAACUAAGUGCCAAAUCAAAAACACUGCUACUGCAAAUAGUAGAAGACGGAAAGUUGGAUAGUUCUUCAUCCGCAAAGGCAACUGUACCUCUAGACUUGUUCAGGAAGCAACCUUCUGGCCGCCAAAGCUUUGCACUGAACAGCAGGGCCAGUGAUGGUAGCCCAGAGCUGAGGCCUGGGCUAGGAUCCAUUACUGCAGAGUUCUUGUUUAUCGAACCUAAUGAGUUAAAGGCUUGGCAAGCUUCUUCUCCAUUGCCAAGCACUAAGGUAGAAAAGGAUCGGACUGUGAUGCCCUGUGGGACUGUGGUCACUACUGUAACUGCUGUGAAAACCAAACCUCGACUAGAAGGGAGGUCGUCCCCAUUGAGCACAGGUUCUCCUGUGAAAACUCCAGUCAAAGUCAAAGUGAUUGAAAAGGAUUUCUCUGUUCAGGCUCUCCAUUCUCACGGUGCUCCAGUCAGCAAAACUUUAUCGUCUUCAGAUACAGAGCUGCUGAUAUUGAAUGGCAGUGACCCUGUUGCAGAAGCAGCCAUUCGACAGCUAAGUGAGUCUGCCAAGCAGAAGCUGAAGUCUCCCAGAAAGAAAAGCACCAUUAUCAUAUCAGGGGUGUCCAAGACCUCUUUAUCUCAGGACAGUGAAGCUGCACUGAUGAUGGACUACGCUGCAGCCAUGGACAGUUCCUGCAAAGAUGCAGAUCCACCACCUGCUGGAGAGGAAGUGAUUGCAAAAGUCACAUCUGAUGAAAAACUAUCAUCAGGUGCUUCAGAAACAGUACCUGAUACUGACCCACAGCAAGGUGCCCCUAAGGCAUGGGGUUUGGAGAAUGGCAGCCAGCAGUGGGACUCCAACACACUCUUAGACCAGAGCUGUGAAGAAAUGUCUGGGAGCUCAUUAAGUGUUUCUGAAACAGGGAGCAUGAAAAAGUCUAAAGGUGGGAUCUUGAAAAAGAGUGCGAAGCUCUUUUUCCGUCGGCGACACCAGCAGAAGGAUCCAGGAAUGAGUCAGUCACACAACGAUCUCGUCUACCUGCAGCAGCCACUGUCAGAGGAAACACGCAAGAAGGGAGGCACACUUUCGCGUAUUCUUAACAGAAAGUUGCUUUCCAAGAACAAAAGCAAGAGCAAGCUGAAUGGAGCUUCGGCAGAACCGUUUGUAUAAGGCUGAAUGAACGCUCUCUGAUGGCAUACUUGCACAUCAGUUGUUUACAGAGCAGUACCAGAGAACACAAGUACAGCUGGUGACUUGCGUAACAUGAUGCUCGCUAAUUCAGUGGUCUGGGAAUGAACAGAAGGAUUGUAUUUUCUGUUUAUUUUUCCAGAACAGCUUUCUCUCUGAUUACUAUAAAGUUGCUCCUCCGAAUACAAGCAGCACUACUUGCAUCAUGACAGCUUUUGGAGGACUGCGUGGUGUUAUUGUACAAGGCGAGGGAGAGCAGGGGACGGUGCAGGUGGGGAGGAGCUGCACGUGCAGCACCUAGCUGACUGAAGCAGGGAGCUGAGAACUGAAGAGCAGUACGUGCUCUAUGACUGAACCACUGUCAGGAGAGAAGAUACCGCUGUGCUUCCAUGCUGUGGCGUGGAGCAGUAGCAAUGCAAGUCUCAGCUUGUGUUACUGGUCAGGCUGAAGGGGAAAAGAGACCCAGAUCCACUUUAUGUUGUGAUUUGGAAACGGGUAAGUUUUCAGAAACAGAACUAAACCGCUGAUUAAGAGAGCCUACUGUGAUAACUGUAGCCUGCUAUAAACACUGCUCAGUCUGUGUAGGUGGAGAGGCCUUUUAUAUUAGCCAUAAAUCAAUAAAUUAUGCAAAUACUUAUACUAGCAUAUUGUUUAAUGCUCUGUACGUAAGUUAUACUCUAAAAACCAGAACUUUUUAAAGAAUCUACUUGAGUCUACUUGCAAACAUCUACAACUUCUCCUCUGUAGCUUUCCUUCCCUGUGUGAGAAGCUGUGCUGCUAAUGCAGAAACCUGUCGUAGGGGCUGUACUUCCUUCUCCCAAGUACUUGUUAGACAAGCAUAUGAACCAUCGUAUCAAAUGCAAAGCUAGGAGCAAUAAGUCUCGAAUAGAGCAUAUUUAACCCUAUAUAAGCUUUUCAUUAGACAGCGUGUUUGACUUGCCAAAUAUUUCCUGAGAUCUUAGAAAACGCAGUUGUGAAGAGAGCUUUUUAAAACGUAAUGAUCGCAGUUCCCUCAGUCUUUCAGUCUCUAGACCCACUGGUGUUGUCGUGUGGUGAGUGGCUGGUUGGGUUUUCUGAUUUUUUUUUUUCCUCAUUCAAUUAGAAUGAAAAUCUGGUGAAAGUAAAGGCAUAGUUCUUGUUUUAGCUGCUGAGAAGAGCAGAAGGCGGGAUUUCACAGGUGCCGCCUUGCAGUUUGCCAGCCCGUACAUACAUUCCUGCUGAGGACAAAGGACCAAGGCUGUUGUCUUUAGCCAAGAAAAACAUCCAUUCCAUUAGAGCUACUGACAUGAAUGAAUGGUGGAUUUGCGUUGCUUUGCCGACAGUGAUUCACCCCCCACCUCACCCCUUAAAAGUCAUGGAAGGCUUUUGCAGAUAUUUCAGUUUUCACCUUAACUAUUCUUCAAAAAUAGAAAGUCACUGAGGAACAGAAACACAUUUCAAAACUUCUGAUCAACUUCAGAUUCCGUGGUAAAUACUUCUACAAAGAAAAUCUAGAUGCUUGUUGGUUGUUUUUUUACCAACAGGUUAGUAAAUAAAUGAACUGUCAAAACCUUUUAACUGAGUCUAGAGCUUAAAAAUACCACUUGUAUGUAACCUAGUAAAAUCACUGUAGUACAGCAGUCCAGCCUACAAAUAGCUGUAUGUCUAAGCAUGCUGCUUACUAUGACAACACUUGAAGGCAUUAGUGUAUGUUAUGUUUUGAAAAUUUGUUACAGACCAGUGUCCUGGAGCUGUAAUGUGCUUAAAAAUCCCAGUUCAGUGAUAGGGGCUUGUCCUACUUGAGGACUUCUGUUUGUUGUUAGUUUAACACAAAGUAGAACUCUUCAUUUGUUCUACAGCAACUCAUGAUCCAAGCAUUCAAAACACUGAAGCUCUAUUCCCUGAACAUGUACUUUUUCCAUGCAGAGGACAUAUGUGCAUGAUGGGGCAGGGUAGGAGGUGAGAUCCUUCUUAUGUUUUACGUGGUCAGUCUUGUUUACUGAAGGAGAAAACCAAACCAGAAAUCCAA